Molecule: messenger RNA, 1979 nt
Organism: Fukomys damarensis (Damara mole-rat)
Lineage: Eukaryota; Metazoa; Chordata; Mammalia; Rodentia; Bathyergidae
Gene: Fam185a
Product: family with sequence similarity 185 member A
Exons: 8
Source: RefSeq, a predicted model, not a curated record
CGGCUGCGGGUCCGGCUUCCAUGCCAUGUGGCCGUGAGGGGUCUGGACCCCCUGUCCUACCCCGACGGUGACCGCGUGCUGGUAGCUGCGCACGACGCAGAGGGCGGGCUGCGGGGCCUGGACGGCCUGCAGGUGACAUACGACGCGGCGUCGCGAGAGACAGCCGUCGAGGCCGACAGCCUGGACCUCCACGCCUCGGUGGAGGUGGACGCGCCCCUGAAGUUUGAUUUGAAUAUCAAGUCAUCAGGGUCUAGCUGUGUUAAAGUCCAAAAUAUGGAGUGUGAUGAUUGCAAAAUUGAAAUUGAGCAGGGCAUCAGUAUCUUACAAUCUAUUAAGAGCCAAAAAUUACAUGUUCAAACCAAAGGAGGCAAAGUGAUCUGUAUGGGAACAGUUUAUGGAAAUAUAGAUAUUCACACAUCAGAUAAAAGCUCUGUAACUAUAGACAAACUGCAGGGAAGUUGUGUUAAUAUAUCUACCGAAGAUGGUUUUCUGAAAGCCAAGUAUCUGUAUACAGAAUCAUCAUUUCUGUCUUCUGCUGCUGGCGAUAUUACAUUAGGAAGUGUUCAUGGUGAUAUAAUAUUACAAAGUAAGACGGGUAACAUCACAGUAGAUUCGUCUGCAGGAUGUCUAAAAGCCUCUACUCAUCAGGGUGCCAUAGAUGUUUAUGUCAACCAGCUGGGGAAAGUGGAGUUGAAAUCUCACAAAGGCUCUGUAACAGUCAAAGUGCCAUCUUCUCUUCAAGCAUACUUACAGUUAUCAGGGAAGGAGGUUGAUGUGAGCCCGGAAGUCCACAUUCAGGAAUUGGCUAAAGUGUGUGAACGUGUGGGAGUAACACUUACUGGAUUCAUGAGUCAAACAAGGGACCAGGAAAACUGGAUUCGUGCUGCUGCCCCAGAAGGAACUGUAAGUUUUAGAAGCCAGUCCUGGUUCCAGUCCCUGAAACAGCAGAACUACGAAGAGUGACACUGGUGCAGGCCGUACACCACUGGAUAUACUGGACCCAGGGGUGCUUUGCAUGCUUCCUAAGGCAGCACAAGGUUAUACUUUGAAACUCAUAAAUUACUUAUUUCUGUGUGAAAGAUCGGCUGAAGGUAAUUGAUACCAUGAAAGGCAAAACCUUAGCUGAGGGAGGGCACCUGUAUCACAGAUUUAGUGGUGCAAACCAAUACUGAAGCAGCAGCUCACCCUUGGGCAGGUUAAGGGCCUCAGGACUGGAUUCUGUGCUCCAAGUAUCACAAGGUGGAGUUCUCACUUGGAGGCUCUCAGGAGAAAUCUGCUUCCAACUUCAUUCAGAUUCAUAGGCAAAAUCCAGUUCUAUAAAACCAUGUGAGGGAAAUACCCAUGGCUCUCAAUCAUGCUGAGCUUCUAGAGACCGCCCGAAUCCCUUCCCGCGUGCUCCCUCUGUCCUCAAGCCAGCCGUGGUAGCUGAGUCCUUCUCCUGUUGGAGUAUCUGACUUCUUCAAGAGCCGGCGAGAUCUCUGGGGUUACAGUGCUCACUUGAUCAGGCCAGACCCAUCCCUUCGCUGUGUGUAAGGUGAUCUUCACAGCUGCUGCUCCCCAGGGAAGCCAGAGAGCUCGCAGUUCGUGUAGCCCUCAUGUGACAGACUGUCUAUCUGCUACCUCUCAUAGCAUCAAUGUAAUUGUAAGUUGUGAAUAAAACACUUAAAAAUACGAAGCAUUUGCUACUGAUUGUUAAUAUCUUCUGUGUAAUUUAAGAUGUACCUUGUUAGGGGCAAGAAACUUGCAGUUGUUUAAUUCCCACAUGUAUGAAGAUAGAUUUUCACUUCUAUAAUGGUGUGCUGUUAAAAGUUAUAUUUCAAACUUUUUCUCCUCCUGGAACAUUUUAAUUAUGUAAUACCGAACAGACCUAUUUACUGAAUUAUAUAUUUUUGAUUAGGAUGUCAUUUCUUAAACACUAAUUUUUAAUAAACUUCCAAAGACUGGAAAUAGUCUCCUUUUGUUCAUAGUCCAUUUCUUUA